AUGGGAUUAGCUAUUAGUUUAGUUGCUUCGGUCAAAGAAAAGGUGUGGUAUCAUUCUAACUGUAAUAAUAGAGGAAGAGGUUGUUAUAAUACCAAUCUAACUGAUAGAGGAGGUUGUUGUAUUUGGUAUAAUGAACCUCAGUUAUUGAAAGAUAUUGAAGAACAUCUAGACAUCACUAUUGAUAGAAUAGAUCCCGAUAUGAAAAUUCCUAUUAAUGAAUUUGAUGGUAAAGUUUCCUACGGUCAGAGACGAAAAGCUGGUGGUAGUGUAUACCAAGGUCAUGUGCAAUUUUUGGCACCAACAGUGUCAGAACUGGCCUCACUGGAGAAGAAAGCCCAGACUUCUUUUAUAGAUCUUAAGUACAAGAAAAGACUUCAGCGUUAA
Molecule: messenger RNA, 384 nt
Organism: Lottia gigantea (owl limpet)
Lineage: Eukaryota; Metazoa; Mollusca; Gastropoda; Lottiidae
Exons: 4
Coding region: 1-384 (127 amino acids)
Source: RefSeq, a predicted model, not a curated record